Oenanthe melanoleuca is the source of this 546-nucleotide messenger RNA. It is a transcript of the gene IL23A, whose product is annotated as interleukin 23 subunit alpha. Gene Ontology annotation, biological process: positive regulation of T-helper 17 cell lineage commitment; positive regulation of T cell proliferation; immune response. Gene Ontology annotation, cellular component: extracellular region; interleukin-23 complex. The transcript is spliced from 4 exons. The record is from RefSeq and is a predicted model, not a curated record. Gene Ontology annotation, molecular function: cytokine activity. NCBI's taxonomy places the organism in Eukaryota, Metazoa, Chordata, Aves, Passeriformes, Muscicapidae. Bases 1 to 546 code for a protein of 181 amino acids.
AUGGCUCCGCUCCGCCGCCUCCGCCUCUGCCUCCUCCUCGCUGCGCUGCUGCCGCUCCCCGCGGCACCGGCACCGGCACCGACAGCGCUCCCGCUCCGCCCGGACUGGGCCGCCUGCAGGAUCCUGUCCCGGGAGCUGUCGCGACUGCUCGCGACCGUCAAAGAGCCGCACUCGGCGCUGGAGGGGAUGCAGCUGCUGGAGGAGGAUCCCCAAAAUUGGCCCCCCCGGAUCCUCUGCAGCGACGCCUGUGACCCCCUGACGCUGGAGACCAACCACACGCGCUGCCUGCACCGGAUCCGCCAGGCGCUGCAGCACUACCGGGACCUGCUGGGCUCCGAAAUCUUCCGGGACCAACCCCAACCCCAGCUGGAGAGCACGAUGGAGCAGCUGCUGCGGCACGUCCAGGAAGGGCACGGCCGCCCCUCCCGGCACCCCCCGGUCCGCACCGAUCUCUGGGCGCAGCCCCUGCAGCGGCACCUGGCUCUGAAGCGGCUCCGCUCCUUCGCCGCCGUCAUGGGCCGAGUGUUCAACCACAGCGCCCGCUGA